ACAAAAAGGAUGCAGAAUGAAGAAAUAUGGUCAUGAGAGAGAGUAAGAGAGAGAGAGAGAGAGAGAGAGAGAGAGAGAGAGAGAGAGAGAGAGAAAAAGAGUCCAAACACAGAGAUGAAGCCGUCUCGUGUUGCUAAUUCCGCUAAGUCACUUCAUCUCCAUCAGCAGUAAUGAAUAUCUCCAUCUUGGAAAAACGACACCAAACCUGCCAAAAAAAAGUGUUGUAAAAAUGAGCAUGACGGUCUCAGAUACCAAGUACUAGCAGAUAGCUUUAGCACAAUGUUAGCAAAACAGAUCGCUGAGGGACCAGAGUAGAUUCUCCACUGGCUUUAUAAUGAUACUUAUGUUAAAUUAAAUAGUUGUAAUGGAGUGCGUGUACCAAUUAAAAAUUGUGCAUGAUGCCUCCAGCUACAUCCCCAAGUGUUGUAAUCAAUUUUUUUUUGAGGAACUUCUUUCAGUUCUCACUUAUAGUUACCAAAUCAAUGAGCUAAGUCUGUACACAGAAACAAAGCUGCUGUGCGCAGUUCUUGGUGAAGAAACGAUGAAGACGCUGUACUUGUUCACGCUCACGCUGACUGGUGUUCUCACUCAGGUCAGUAAAUAUGGUGUGAACUAUCCGGAUAAUCAGAUCUGUGCUGUGAGAGGAUUCAGUGUCUCCAUUCCCUGUACUUAUUUUUAUCCAACAUCAAAUCCCAAUAUUCAGGUGACACAAAUGCUUUGGUGCUCAAUGAACUCAAACAGAGACGUGUGUAUAAACCCCCCGUAUGUUUAUAACAGCGCAUUAAACACCACAUCAGACUUUGAGUACGCUGGAGACAACAAAUCAGACUGCACUUUGUUAAUCCACAAUGUACAGUUCAGUUAUUCUGGAGAGUACAGAUUCAGAUUUAUAACUGAUGUGACCGGUGGAAGAUGGACAGGUGUACCUGGACCGACUCUACAAGUUGCAGAUUUAAAGGUGUCACUAAUCAGGCUCAGUGGAAACGGAACCCUUAAACAAGGAGACUCGUUAAAUCUGACGUGUGAUGUGAACUGCACACAAAGUUCCUCACAGUUUGUGUGGUCUAAGAACAACGAGCGCUUACCUGAAUCAGGACCCGUUCUUCACUUUCCUGCUGUAACCGUGAGGGAUUCUGGGAAUUACACCUGCACUUGGAAAACCAACAUGACGUCAGGAUCUGAAACGAUCAGCCUUCUCGUCGAGGGUGAAAACCCUGAAAGAGAUUUUGCUCAGUGGCACAUCUGGAUCAUUGUUCUGGUGAUUGUUGUUGUGAUUUUGGUGAUUGUGGCAGCUGUAAUUAACCACAGGAGGAAGAGAGUAGAAGCUCAAGAAGAAAACAGUGGGAAAGGUGCAGAGAAAGCACAGCAGGUUGGAGAAAACACACAUGAUAAACCGACAAAGCCACAGCUAAACAUCGUUCCUCAACUGGAUGAUGAAACGUUGCACACGGAGGAAGUGACUUAUGCGACUGUGUUUGUCAAAGACAAGAAACCUGAGCAGGGGUACGAGCUAGUGCAGUCACAUACUAAUCACCUAACACAUAUGAUUCAGCAUAAGAUGUUACGGAAAACUGUGAUAGAUUGGAUUCAGAUGAAUGGAGAAUUGUAAAAGUUCACAAGUCACAAUGCUGUUAAAUAUGAUAUUUAACACUUCAUAACAAUUAACACGUGUGUGUCCUGUGGCUUGGGUUUCAGACGUGUCCACACUGAACGACAGGAGGAGGAUGACAGUGUUAUCUACAGCACUGUCAAAAACACCUGAUCACAUUUUUACAUCUCAUUCAACCAGACACCGUGAGGCCUGUAAAUAUUCCCCCUGCGGGACGUUAAAAUAAAAUGUGUGUCAUUUUAGGGCUUAUUAAUGUCAUAUAAAGUGUCCAGCUGUUUGCUUUAAACGUACACUUGGAUAGGAGAUUGCCUUUACAACUGAAUCUGUUUUAAUAAUCGCUCAAGCUAAUUUUUUCCUUUAAUAAUUGUGUUGUUUUGGGAAACAGACUUUCAGUAAGUGCUUUAUCCUGGUCAGGCUCCUGGUGGAUCCAGAGUCUAUCCUGGGAAUACUGGGAGCAAAGCUGGAAUAAAUUCACCCUGGAUCUGACGGCAGUCCAUUGCAGGGCACCGUGUACACACUCAUUCACACACUCAUUCACACACUCUUUCACACAAUCAUUCACACCUAGGAGCAAUUUAACAUAGCCAGUCUACCUACAGACAUGUUUUUCAGAAGGUGGGAGGAAACUGGAGAACCUUGAAGAAACCCACGCUAACACAGUGAAGAUUAUGCUGCCUUUUCUCCCUAAAGAAUGAUAAAUUCUGAUGCUCUGUAACCAUUAAUGUAAAUGCUUUCCUAAAACACAAAAAUCCACUGUAUCUUUAAGUUAAAAUGUUUAUUUUUAUUUAUUUUAACCAAAGUACAGGUGUGUUGUUGUUGUUUUAUCGUAUAGAGAAAAUCGUAAAUGUUACUAGUUCUAUUUUUUUUUUUAAAUUGUGGAAUUCUGCAUGAAAACUUUUUUUUUUUUUUUAAAUUUGCUUCUCAGACAACAGCUAUAAUAUGGAGUGUAUCGUAUUGUCAGAAAUACAUAAACAUAUCUUAUAAUCAAUAUAUCUUUCAACACGUGUCUUUUUUUCAAACGGUUCUUUUAGUUUCACGUACUAUUGACAUGAAUGUGAUUACUUCUGAGCUGUAGUCACUUACUGUGUUUAUGACAGGAAAAACAAAACCACAGCUCUGUUUACGACACUGUUCAUUUGUAAAACACCCAACUGAACACUGUACUUCCAUAUUUGGAUAAAAUCUGCUCACACAUACCAACUGCACCAUGAUAGAUCAGGCUGAUCCUUCAAAUCUGACCCACUAGAGAUAUUCAACCCGAAAGACAUGACUUCUCCAUGCGGGGGUGUCCCGUCCCAUCCACCGCUGGCUAUAUCAUGUGACAUCAACAGUAACAAGUGUGUUUUAGUGAUUAUUGAUCAAACCCACUCAUCUUACCAGUCAUUUUACCCCCUCAUUACCUCAUCUCGCUCACCUGGGUGGGUUUUGACACUGGUUUUACCUGCCAGACACAUUACUGGAAGUGCGUGUGUUUACUUCUUCUUUUGGACAUUUUUUAGGAACAACAUUUUAGCUCUCACUUCUCAUUUAUUAAUCAUUGAGCAAAGCAUAUCAGCAAACAAACACACACACACACACACACACUCACUCAGACACACACAUGAAGCUGCCCGUGUGGAUCACCUGCUGAACCAGAGCGAUAAAAAUGCUGUACCUGGUGGUGAUUCUGCUCUCUGUGUCAGGUGUUUUCAGUAAAUGGCGUGUGAACUAUCCGGAUAAUCCGAUCUGUGCUGUGAGAGGAUUCAGUGUCUCCAUUCCCUGUAGUUAUUAUUAUUAUCCAACAUCAAAACCCAAUAUUCAGGUGACACAAAUGCUUUGGUGCUCAAUGAACUCAAACACAGGACUGUGUGAAAACCCCCCGUAUGUUUAUAACAGCUCAUCAAACACCACAUCAGACUUUGAGUACGCUGGAGACAACAAAUCAAACUGCACUUUGUUAAUCCACAAUGUACAGUUCAAUUAUUCUGGAGAGUACAGAUUCAGAUUAAUAACUGAUAAUCCCAGUGACAGAUGGACAGGUGAACCUGGAGCGACUCUACAAGUUGCAGAUUUAAAGGUGUCACUAAUCAGGCUCAGUGGAAACGGAACCCUUAAACAAGGAGACUCGUUAAAUCUGACGUGUGAUGUGAACUGCACACAAAGUUCCUCACAGUUUGUGUGGUCUAAGAACAACGAGCGCUUACCUGAAUCAGGACCCGUUCUUCACUUUCCUGCUGUAACCGUGAGGGAUUCUGGGAGUUACACCUGCACUUGGAAAACCAGCAUGACGUCAGGAUCUAAAGCGAUCAGCCUUCUCGUCGAGGGUGAAAAUCAGUGGACAAUCUGGAUCAUUGUUUUGGUGAUAGCUGGAGUGAUUUUCAUUUCAGUGACUGGAGCUGUGAUUUACAACAGGAGGUUUCCGUGUGACUGCAGGUUUCUCCACACUGGGCAGAAGAAGGAGGACGACUCUACUAUCUUCGCUAAUGUACAGCAGCAGAAAGAGGACAAUUCUAAUAUCUAUGAAAAUGUACAGCAGCAGAAAGAGGACAAUUCUAAUAUCUAUGAAAAUGUACAGCAGCAGAAGGACAGUUUUGCUAUCUAUGCUAAUCUAUAGUAACGUAGAGCUGAUCACAGUUUCACACCUCAUUAACUCUAUUCAUGUCUUCUAAAAAUAAAUAAAUAAAUAAAUAAAAUCUAACAAUAUACAGAACACACACUUGCUGUGUAUUGUGUUUGAACUGAAUUUUAUAAUGUCAUAAACAAAGUAUGGUAAAGAAGUUUAUGUGCUGCUGAUAUGUAUUUACAAUGUAAGGAAUCAAAUAUUCUGAGGCGUGUUUUUAUAGGAAAAUAAUCAGUGCCAGGGUGGCGUGAUGUUCUCAACGCAAAGCAGAAAUUAAAUUCAAUUUAAUCCUAAUUCAGUUAUCUGGAAGGUGUAUUGGUGUCUUUUUGGAACGCUUUAAAAUGCUUUACGUGGAAAACAAAAGCUUAACGUUGUUUAAUGUGCAAAAAUAAAAUCAUUGAUUCCGGAAGCCCUAAGCGGCCAUGCAUUGUUUAU
Messenger RNA from Ictalurus furcatus (blue catfish), 4643 nucleotides. RefSeq lists its product as uncharacterized. Lineage: Eukaryota; Metazoa; Chordata; Actinopteri; Siluriformes; Ictaluridae. The record is from RefSeq and is a predicted model, not a curated record. The coding region runs from base 365 to 1609 and encodes 414 amino acids. The transcript has 11 exons.